Molecule: messenger RNA, 7731 nt
Organism: Cercocebus atys (sooty mangabey)
Lineage: Eukaryota; Metazoa; Chordata; Mammalia; Primates; Cercopithecidae
Gene: RNF17
Product: ring finger protein 17
Exons: 37
Coding region: 46-5010 (1654 amino acids)
Source: RefSeq, a predicted model, not a curated record
GCCGGGACUAGCACUCGGCGGUUGUUCCAGAAGAAGAAGACAGCGAUGGCGGCAGAGCCUUCGAAGACUGGGCCUUCCCGGUCUGUCUACCAGCGGAUGGGGAGGAAGAGUCAGCACUGGGGUGCCGCUGAAAUCCAGUGCACCAGGUGUGGAAGGAGGGUAUCCAGAGCAUCCGGUCACCACUGUGAACUUCAAUGUGGACAUGCUUUUUGUGAACUAUGCUUGUUAAUGACUGAAGAAUGCACCACAAUUGUAUGCCCUGAUUGUGAGGUUGCUACAGCUGUAAAUACUAGACAAGGCUGCUAUGCAAUGGCUGGAUAUGUUAAAGAAGACUCCAUAAUGGAAAAACGGCAGCCUAAGACGAUAAAGAAUUGUUCUCAGGACUUUAAGAAGACUGCUGAUCAGCUAACUACUGGUUUAGAACGUUCAGCCUCCACACACAGGACUGUUUUGAACUCAUCAUCUGUAAUGUUGGACACUAACACUGCAGAAGAAAUUGAUGAAGCGUUGACUACAGCACAUCAUAAUUUUGAACAAUUAAGCAUUGCUGGAAAAGCGCUUGAACACAUGCAGAAGCAAACGAUAGAGGAGAGAGAAAGAGUUACAGAAGUUGUGGAGAAACAGUUUGACCAGCUUUUGGCUUUUUUUGAUUCCAGGAAAAAGAACCUGUGUGAAGAAUUUGCAAGAACUACUGAUGAUUAUCUAUCAAAUUUAAUAAAGGCUAAAAGCUACAUUGAAGAGAAAAAAAAUAAUUUGAAUGCAGCUAUGAACAUAGCAAGAGCAUUACAAUUAUCACCUUCUCUGAGAACGUACUGUGACCUGAAGCAGAUUAUCCGGACUUUGAAGUUAACAUCAGAUAGUGAAUUAGCACAAGUUAGUUCUCCAGAACUAAGGAACCCUCCCAGGUUGAGUGUGAAUUGCAGUGAGAUCAUCUGUAUGUUCAACAAUAUGGGAAAGAUUGAAUUUGGGGACUCGGCAAAAUGUUAUCCCCAAGAAAAUGAAAUUAGACAGAAUAUUCAAAAGAAAUAUAGUAACAAAAAGGGACUUUCUUGUUAUGAUACAUACCCACCACUAGAAAAGAAAAAGGUUGACAUGUCUGUCGUAACCAAUGAAGCACCACCACCUCCUUUGCAACCUGAGACAAAUGAUGUACAUUUAGAAGCAAAAAUCUUCCAGCCACAGAAAGACGUUGUUGCAACAGCAUCCUCUAAAACCAUUGCUGUGUUACCUCAGAUGGGAUCUAGCCCUGAUGUGAUAAUUGAAGAAAUUAUUGAAGAUAACAUGGAAACAUGCAGCACCGAUGAUCUUGGGGAGACACCUAGAUAUCCAAAAAAGCUGCUUCAGAAAAACUCAUCUGUUCCUUUUGGAUCAAAAGCAGGUUCCGCAGAGCUAGUUUUUGUAAGCCAUGUAAUAGAUCCUUGCCAUUUCUACAUUCGGAAGUAUUCACAAAUCAAAGACGCAAAAGUACUGGAGAAGAAGGUGAAUGAAUUUUGCAAUAGGAGUUCACACCUUGAUCCUUCAGACAUUUUGGAACUAGGUGCAAGAAUAUUUGUCAACAGUAUUAAAAAUGGAAUGUGGUGUCGAGGAACUAUCACAGAAUUAAUUCCAAUAGAGGGUAAAAAUACCAGAAAACCUUGUAGCCCAACCAGAUUAUUUGUCCAUGAAGUUGCACUAAUACAAAUAUUCAUGGUAGAUUUUGGAAAUUCUGAAGUCCUGAUUGUCACAGGAGUUGUUGAUACCCAUGUGAGACCGGAACACUCUGCUAAACAACAUAUUGCACUAAAUGAUUUAUGUCUGAUUCUAAGGAAAUCUGAACCAUAUAUUGAAGGGCUGCUAAAAGACAUGCAGCCAUUAGCACAACCAUGCUCAUUGAAAGACAUUGUUCCACAGAAUUCAAAUGAAGGCUGGGAAGAGGAAGCUAAAGUGGAAUUUUUGAAAAUGGUUAAUAACAAGGCUGUUUCAAUGAAAGUUUUUAGAGAAGAAGAUGGUGUGCUUAUUGUAGAUCUGCAAAAACCACCACCAAAUAAAAUAAGCAGUGAUAUGCCUGUGUCUCUUAGAGAUGCACUAGUUUUUAUGGAACUAGCAAAGUUUAAGUCACAAUCACUAAGAAGUCAUUUUGAAAAAAAUACUACUUUACACUAUCAUCCACCUAUUUUGCCUAAAGAAAUGACAGAUGUUUCAGUAACGGUUUGUCAUAUAAAUAGUCCUGGAGAUUUCUAUCUUCAGUUGAUAGAGGGCCUGGAUUUUUUAUUUCUGUUAAAGACAAUCGAGGAAUUCUAUAAAAAUGAAGCUGGAGAAAAUCUGGAAAUCCUCUGUCCAGUUCAAGAUCAAGUCUGUGUAGCUAAAUUCGAAGAUGGAAUUUGGUACCGAGCAAAAGUUAUCGGAUUGCCUGGACAUCAGGAAGUUGAAGUUAAAUAUGUGGACUUUGGUAAUACUGCAAAAAUAACAAUUAAAGACGUGCGUAAAAUAAAGGAUGAGUUUCUGACUGCCCCAGAGAAGGCAAUUAAAUGUAAGUUGGCCUAUAUUGAACCAUAUAAAAGGACAAUGCAGUGGUCCAAAGAAGCUAAAGAAAAAUUUGAAGACAAGGCUCAAGAUAAAUUUAUGACAUGUUCAAUUAUCAAAAUUCUGGAAGAUAAUGUGCUCUUAGUUGAGCUUUUUGAUUCUCUUGGUGUUCCUAAAAUGACAACUACCAGUAUUAAUGACCAGCUAGUCAAAGAGGGCCUAGCAUCUUAUGAAAUAGGGUACAUCCUGAAAGAUAAUUCUCAAAAGCAUAUCGAAGUUUGGGAUCCUUCUCCAGAAGAAAUUAUUUUAAAUGAAGUACACAACUUAAACCCUGUGUCUGCAAAAUCUCUCCCUAAUGAGAAUUUUCAGUCACUUUAUAAUAAGGAAUUGCCUGUGCAUAUCUGUAAUGUAAUAUCUCCUGAGAAGAUUUAUGUUCAGUGGUUGUUAACUGAAAACUUACUUAAUAGUUUAGAAGAAAAGAUGAUAGCUGCCUAUGAAAACUCAAAAUGGGAACCUGUUAAAUGGGAAAAUGAUAUGCACUGUGCUGUUAAGAUCCAAGAUAAAAAUCAGUGGCGAAGAGGCCAGAUCAUCAGGAUGGUUACAGACACAUUGGUAGAGGUCUUGCUGUAUGACGUGGGUGUUGAACUAGUAGUGAAUGUUGACUGUUUAAGAAAACUUCAAGAAAAUCUAAAGACAAUGGGAAGACUCUCUUUGGAAUGUUCUCUGGUAGACAUAAGACCAGCUGGUGGGAGUGACAAGUGGACAGCAACAGCUUGUGACUGUCUUUCAUUGUACCUGACUGGAGCUGUAGCAACUAUAAUCUUACAGGUGGAUAGUGAGGAAAACAACACAACAUGGCCAUUACCUGUGAAAAUUUUCUGCAGAGAUGAAAAAGGAGAGCGUGUCGAUGUUUCUAAAUAUUUGAUUAAAAAGGGUUUGGCUUUGAGAGAAAGGAGAAUUAAUAAAUUAGAUAACAGCCAUUCAUUAUCUGAGAAGUCUCUGGAAGUCCCCCUGGAACAAGAAGAUUCAGUAGUUACUAACUGUAUUAAAACUAACUUUGACCCUGACAAGAAAACUGCUGACAUAAUCAGUGAACAGAAAGUAUCUGAAUUUCAGGAGGAAAUUCUAGAACCAAGAACCGCCAGAGGGUAUAAACCACCAGCUAUUCCUAACAUGAAAGUAUUUGAGGCAACAGUCAGCUGUGUUGGUGAUGAUGGAACUAUAUUUGUGGUACCUAAACUAUCAGAAUUUGAGCUAAUCAAAAUGACAAAGGAAAUUCAAAGUAAUUUAAAAUGCCUUGGUCUUUUGGAGCCUUAUUUCUGGAAAAAAGGAGAAGCAUGUGCAGUAAGAGGAUCCGAUACUCUGUGGUAUCGUGGCAAGGUGAUGGAGGUUGUAGGUGGCGCUGUCCGAGUACAAUAUUUAGAUCAUGGAUUCACUGAAAAGAUUCCACAGUGCCAUCUUUACCCUAUUUUGCUGUAUCCUGAUAUACCCCAGUUCUGUAUUCCUUGUCAGCUCCAUAAUACCACACCUGUUGGGAAUGUCUGGCAACCAGAUGCAAUAGAAGUUCUUCAACAACUGCUUUCAAAGAGAGAGGUGGACAUUCACAUCAUGGAAUUACCUAAAAAUCCGUGGGAGAAAUUGUCUAUUCACCUCUAUUUUGAUGGAAUGUCACUUUCUUAUUUUAUGGCAUACUAUAAAUACUGUACUUCUGAACAUACUGAGGAGAUGUUGAAAGAAAAACCAAGAUCAGAUCAUGAUAAAAAGUAUGAAGAGGAACAGUGGGAAAUAAGGUUUGAGGAAUUGCUUUCGUCUGAAACAGACACUCCUCUUUUACCACCAUAUUUGUCUUCAUCUCUGCCUUCCCCAGGAGAACUCUGUGCUGUUCAAGUCAAGCACGUUGUCUCACCUAAUGAAGUGUAUAUUUGCCUUGAUUCUAUAGAAACUUGUAACCACUCUAACCAGCAUAGUGACACAGAUGAUAGUGGAGUCAGCGGGGAAUCGGAAUCCGAGAGCCUUGAUGAAGCACUGCAGAGGGUUAAUAAGAAGGUAGAGGCACUUCCUCCUCUGACGGAUUUUAGAACAGAAAUGCCUUGCCUUGCAGAAUAUGAUGAUGGCUUAUGGUAUAGAGCGAAGAUUGUUUCCAUUAAAGAAUUUAAUCCUUUAUCUAUCCUAGUACAAUUUGUUGAUUAUGGAUCAACUGCAAAGCUGACAUUAAACAGACUGUGCCAAAUUCCUCCUCAUCUUAUGCGGUAUCCAGCUCGAGCCAUAAAGGUUCUCUUGGCAGGGUUUAAACCUCCCUUAAGGGAUCUAGGGGAGACAAGAAUACCAUAUUGUCCCAAAUGGAGUAUGGAGGCACUGUGGGCUAUGAUAGACUGUCUUCAAGGAAAACAACUUUAUGCUGUGUCCAUGGCUCCGGCACCAGAACAGAUAGUGACAUUAUAUGACGAUGAGCAGCAUCCGGUUCAUAUGCCUUUAGUAGAAAUGGGGCUUGCAGAUAAAGAUGAAUAACGCCUAAGUCUGGAACCCCCAGGCAGUUUCCCCACUAAGAAACUUUCCUAAGCAUAAGAAUAAAACUGUGUUGGCUGGAGACGGGGAGAGAGGCCCCUGAUUCAGGAUCAGUAUAAGAAAGGCUGCAAGAAAGGAAGACCUAGAAUGAACUGAAGCUUUUAAGAAGUGCCAAGGAUUACAAAGGCUUUGGAGUAAGAACAAAAAUCAUACAGCGAUUGUAUGCCUUCUUUUGCUGAAUCUCCGAAUGAGAAAUGGCAUCUAAAGGCAAGUUAUCCAAAGAGCCCUUAUUUUAGAUUCUAUGUGUUUCAACUAUUUUAACCAAUGUUUAUUUUUUUUAGAAUUCAUUAUUUCAAAAAAAUUUUUAACCUUUCCAUCAGGAUGACUGAUUUCUCCCUGUAUGUUGUGGUCUUCCUCUUCCUCUUUAUCUUCAGGAUCUGGGAAGUUCAGUGGUUCAAGUGGCUCCCUGGGAGAGGCAGCCUGUAAGCACAAGACAUUUUAGCAGCUAAAACCUCCUCUUACUUCCGAAGCCAGAUUCUGAUACUAGUGUUUACAAAAUACAACAUUUAUAAUGUUAAGUAAAAACUCUUUUACUUAUGGCUUAGAAACUUGUCUAUUCACACAUUGAUUUCAAGCCUGAGUAAUGUAUGUUUGAAUAUAUAAAAACAGAUUUACUUGUCCCUUAUCCGAAUUGCCUAAAUCACGAGGAGGUGCAGACUUGGAUCUUCGAGGUGGAUUGCCUAUUAGAAUAAAAUUGUCAGAGUUAGAUUUAACAGUUAAUUGAAAAUUUUACUAGUAUGAUCAAACAUUUCCUUAGUUCAUAUCCUGUGAACUGCUGUCCUUUAUCCAUUAGUUAAGGAUGUCUUAAUGUUUUUCUUUACUAAUUUGUAGUUCUCUGACACAGGUGCUCAAGUCCUAGAUGUCCAAGAAGACAAUAUCUGUUCUCAGAGUUUACAAUCCUGGGGAAGAGACAGGUGAUCUAACAGCCUGACAGACAGACCCAAAUGUAUUUCAGAGACAAUCACAAGGUGUAAGGUGCAGAUAAAAGGCAUCUAACACGUGUGGAAUUUGGCUUCACCAAAUAACGGGGUAUUUAGUUAAAACAUAAAUGCCCUUGUGGCUGUGGUGUAAACUUUCUAUAAUAUGACCAGCACACCAAUCACAUACUGUACCAGCAACACAUACAUUACAAAAUAAACACACCUCCACCAACAACAAAGUGAGGUGAAUCUCUCAAAAUACACUGAAGUGCCAGUAUUUUCAUCCUAUGUGCCAAUUCAUAUUGUAAACACUCAACUUGGAAGGGUCUCGAGCAAGUGCCAGAAUCUGACCUACAUGUUAAAAAGUGUAACGGAGCUGGAUGUUACAGGAGAAUGGCCUGAAGGAGGAGAGCGAAGGCAGGCGGUCAGCCAACAAGCUGCCGGGCGUGUGAGGCGGCUGUGCUGUGCCUGUGAGACAGGAAUGGUUCCAUUACACCACGGGAAACGACUGAUUUAUAGGUCCCAAACUGCCACACAUCAGCAAUUUCAUGAUUCAGUGUAACUAACAGAUCCAGAAAAUAACAUCCGAAGGAUCAGUCUAGGGACUGCUGGGAGUGGAUGGUGAAGGAUAACAGAAAAAGUACUCGGAGUACACAGGCGUCUGGGCUUGAGCCAAGGGGCAGAUGGCAAACAAGGCUCUGGGGGAGAGCAGGAGUGCUCUGUUUGGGAUGACACAAGAAUGUCAAGCUUCACCCCCAGAGGUUAUGUGUGCAAAGUUAACUAUGACUAAAGCUGUGUGACAUCAUUUCUCAUAACCACCUCUACAGAAAAGACGAAUAAUAUUCCCAUUUUAUAGGCAAGAAAACCAAGGCUAAGUAGUUAAAUAACCUGCCAAGGUUGUCAACUAAUAAAAGGCAGAACCAGGCUGCAAAGCCACUGUAUAUCAAAUUUAAUUCUUCUCAGGCUGAUUAUGAACUAACUUUAACUUGAACCCCAAGUAUCCACCAACUAGGCAGGAUAAGGAGAGGUGACCGUGGGCAUGGACAGGCUCCAGGUUCCAGCACACUGUCCAGAGGACUGUGUGAACCCACCCUGGAAAGUGGGGACGGAGGAAGCUGGGGGUAUACAGUGCCGGAAUAGCUGGGUGGGGACUAGGGGAGGGAUGUUGAUGACCCCAAGAGAGGGAAAGAACUAAGAAGCACGGCUCAAAGGGAAAAGCUGAAAGUGAACUACUUUAAGAAUUUAGGUUCAUCAAAAGAUACUAUAAAGAGCAAAAAGACAAGCCAUGAACCAGGAGAAGAUACUGAUUUGCAAUAUAUGUAGGUUAAAAAUAUACCACUUAUACCAGGGGGCCCCAAGCCCCGCCAUAUACUGGUCUGGGGCCUGUAGAAACUGGGCCACACAGCAGGAGACGAGCAGCGGGUGGGCGAGCCAGCAAAGCUUCACCUGUAUUUACAGCAGCGCCCCAUCACUUGCAUGACCACCUGAGCGCCGCCUCCUGUCAGAUCAGCAGCGGCAUUAGAUUCUCGCAGGAGCAAGAGCCCUAUUGUGAACUGCAUGUGCGCGGGAUCUAGGGUGCGCGCUCCUUGUGAGAAUCUAAUGCCUGAUGACCUGUCACUGUCUCCCAUCACCCCCAGAUGGGACCGUCUAACUGCAGGAAAACGGGCUCAGGGCUCCCCGAUUCUACGUUAUGGUGAGUCAAAAUUAUUUCAUUAUAUGUUACAAUGUAAUAUUAGAAUUAAAG